Peromyscus eremicus (cactus mouse) is the source of this 699-nucleotide messenger RNA. Its product is annotated as ly6/PLAUR domain-containing protein 8-like. The coding region runs from base 1 to 699 and encodes 232 amino acids. Gene Ontology annotation, biological process: defense response to Gram-negative bacterium. The record is from RefSeq and is a predicted model, not a curated record. Lineage: Eukaryota; Metazoa; Chordata; Mammalia; Rodentia; Cricetidae. The transcript is spliced from 6 exons.
AUGAAAGGCAUCCUCAUCGCUGGCGUCUUUGUGGCAUUUGCCAUCACAGUUAUAGACUCCCUGAGUUGUAGACAGUGUUACUCACCCAACGAGAGCUGCAGCAACGAAGCCACUCCAUGUAGCCAAGAGUCCUUCAGUUGUGUGGAAUCCUUGGUCAAUUCCACUCUAGGAGGGUCCCACUAUUUGUACCAGAACAGAUCCUGCUCAGCAAGUAAUUGCACCGAGGGCAGCACCCAAGUGGCCUUCACAGUGCAUGUGUUUGAUGACCAAAGAUUCCAUUUUGCAAGCCAGUGCUGCCAAGGAGAGGCAUGCAACGACACCAGCCACGAGACAGGAACACAGGCUCUCACCAACACCCAGUGCUCUGCUUGCUAUAGCUACAACACAACAACCUGCCAGGAGAAAACCCGGCAGUGUUUCCAAGGAGAACGAUGUGUUCACAUCACUGCUGAGUUUGUAAACGGCACUGAACGGAACGCGGUGGAGCUGAAAGGCUGUUCCGAUAUCAGCGAGUCUACUUGUGAAAACUUGGCUCUUGGGAACAAAACAGUGGGAGAAUUCUUUUUCCAGAGCGUCAAAUGCGAAAAUGCAACCAUAAUCCCAGUCACCACCAACACCCCUCCGGCCAGCACAGGCAUCAAAGCUUCCUUCACCUCCUCUGUCUUCGGCAGCCUCCUGCUUCUGAAGCUGCUGUUCUGA